Molecule: messenger RNA, 1341 nt
Organism: Pyricularia pennisetigena
Lineage: Eukaryota; Fungi; Ascomycota; Sordariomycetes; Magnaporthales; Pyriculariaceae
Exons: 2
Coding region: 1-1341 (446 amino acids)
Biological process (GO): translational initiation
Cellular component (GO): nucleus; eukaryotic translation initiation factor 3 complex; cytoplasm
Molecular function (GO): translation initiation factor activity
Source: RefSeq, a predicted model, not a curated record
AUGGCGCCGUCCGCUGAAAGCGAGGAUAACUCGCUCGCCCAGUUCGACCUCCUCCCGAAGUUGGUCAAGAACCUCGACCGCCACUUGAUCUUCCCGCUUCUCGAUGCCGCCAGCGCCCAGUACUACGAUGAAGAGACCAACGAGCCUAGGGAUGUCGAGAAGGCGCGCGAGAUGACCAAGGCCAAGUAUGAGCUCCUCAAGAAGACAAACAUGACCGACUACGUCGCCAACCUCCACUGCGAGCUCGAGGGCACCGAUGAGCCCCCUGCAGAGUUUGCCGAGAAGAGGCAGAAGGUCAUUAAGCAGCUGCAGGAGUUUGAGGACUCGGUCAGCAAGUUGAGGGAUCUGCUGGACCGCGAGGAGGUCAUCUCCAACCUGCGUAGCGACAAGGUGGCCAACUUGGAGUUUUUGAAGAAGGAGCACGAUGUCACCAUCGAAAUGGUCACAGCACUGUACGACUUUGGCAACUUCCAGUACAGCUGCGGCAACUACCCGGCAGCUGCAGAGCUUCUGUAUCAGUUCCGUGUCCUUUCGACGGACAACGACAAGGUCUCAUCGGCGACGUGGGGCAAGCUCGCAUCUGAGAUUCUGUCUGGAAACUGGGAGGGCGCCAUGGAGGAGCUUAAAAAGGUCCGCGAGGAUAUCGACUCGAGGCUUUUCAACAACCCGUUGGCGCAGCUGCAGCACAGGACAUGGCUGACCCACUGGGCCCUGUUCCCUCUGUUCAACGAUGAAAACUCGCGCGAGGCUCUUCUCGAGAUGUUCUUCUCGCCCAACUACAUCAACACCAUCCAGACGUCGUGCCCAUGGAUCCUGCGUUACCUGGCAGUCGUUGUCAUCGCCGGUCGCGGGCGCGCACGCAACACUGGCGCUUACCAGAAGCAGCUCAAGGACGUUGUCCGCAUCGUGAAGCAGGAGGGCUAUGAGUACUCCGACCCCGUGACCGACUUUGUUCGCGCUCUCUACAUCGAUUUCGACUUUGAGGAGGCACAGAGGCAGCUCCCUCGCGCCGAGGAGGUCUUGAGGACCGACUUCUUCCUCAUGUCGAUCGGCGACUCGUUCGUCGACGCGGCGCGCCACCUCUUCUUUGAGUCGUACUGCAAGAUCCACGCACGCAUCGACCUCAAGAGGCUCAGCGAGCAGCUUGGUCUCAACGUGGACGAGGGCGAGAAGUGGAUCGUUAACCUCAUCCGCGACACGCGCCUCGACGCAAAGAUCGACUUCCAGGAGGGAACAGUCGUCAUGAACCACCCCAACAGCAGCGUAUACCAGCAGGUCAUAGAGAGAACAAAGGGCGGUUUCUUCAGAACCCAGGUCCUCAGCGCAGCUGUCGCGAGAUAG